Messenger RNA from Microthlaspi erraticum, 1764 nucleotides. The record is from the annotation of a GenBank genome assembly. NCBI's taxonomy places the organism in Eukaryota, Viridiplantae, Streptophyta, Magnoliopsida, Brassicales, Brassicaceae.
AUGUUGCCAAAGUUCGAUCUAACAAACCCAAAAGCUUGCUUGUCACUUCUCGAGGAUGUAACUACUAACGCAAAGCAGAUCCAAGAUUCCGUGUUGGAAGCAAUACUCUCACGUAAUGCUCAAACCGAGUAUCUUAAAGGUUUUCUCAACGGUCAACUCGAUAAGCAAAGCUUCAAGAACAACCUACCAGUUGUGACCUACGAAGAUUAUCGCUCUUAUAUUGAUCGUGUCGCUAAUGGAGAGCCCUCUGAUCUAAUCUGUGAUCGUCCCAUCAUUCUUUUCUUGUCCAGCUCUGGUACUUCAGGAGGAGUUCCAAAGUUGAUUCCAUUGACAGCAGAGGAGUUGGAACAGAGGCUGUUGUUUGCAUAUCUCUAUGCACCUCUACUCUACAAGUACGUAGAAGGGCUUAGUGAAGGGAAAACUCUCAUAUUUUACUUCGUUACUCGAGAAGGCGAGACUGCAUCAGGCUUGAUGGUCAGGACUAUGGUAACUUGUGUUUUGAAAAGCGUGAAUCAGUCCAACUCAUUUCAUUGGGAUACAAGGCACAUAAGCCCGCUUGCGAUUUCGACUUGUGCAGACACAACUCAGAGCAUGUACUGCCAGUUGCUUUGCGGGCUUCUACAACGAGACCAUGUAGCUCGACUUGGUGCAGUUUUUGCUUCUUCUUUCCUCAAAGUAAUCAAGUUCUUGGAAGACCACUGGGAUGAGUUAUGCUCCAACAUAAGCACUGGCCGGCUCAACGACUGGAUCAUUGACGCUCAAUGUGUUUCAGGGAUCAGUAAGUUCCUCACCGCUCCAAAUCCAGAACUAGCGAGCCUAAUCGAGCAAGAAUGCAAGAAAACAUCAUGGGAGGCAAUAGUGGGGAGACUAUGGCCAAAUGCAAAAUGCAUCGAAGCCAUUGUGACCGGCUCCAUGGCACAGUACAUUCCAAUGCUGGAAUUCUACGGCGGCGGUCUUCCUAUAAUUUCAGGGAGUUACUUUAGCUCUGAAUGUUUCAUUGGUUUCAAUGCCAAUCCUUUGUGCAAGCCUUGUGAUGUGUCUUACACUGUCAAUCCAAGCAUGGCCUACUUCGAGUUCUUAGAGGUCGAGAAAGACCAUCAAGAGGCUGGUCAUGAUCCUACAAAGAAGCCUGCGGUGGUCGAUCUUGUCAAUGUUCAAAUUGGCAAUGAUUAUGAACCUGUUGUUACAACUUUUUUCAGGUACCGUAUGGGGGAUGUUUUAAGAGUGACUGGUUUCUACAACAAUGCGCCACAGUUUCGAUUCUUGGGAAGACAGAAAGUGAUUCUGAGCAUUGACACGGAGAAGACCAACGAAGAAGACCUCCUCAAGGCAGUGACAAACGCGAAGCUCUUACUCGAGCCACAUAACCUAAUGCUCGUAGAUUUUACAAGCCGUGUGGAUUCCUCCUCGUUUCCAGGACACUACGUGCUCUAUUGGGAACUCGGGAGCAAGGUCAAGGACGCAAAGCUCGAGCCCGACCCCAAUGUUAUGGAAGAAUGCUGCUUCACCGUUGAGGAGUCUCUCGACUCCGUGUACAGAAAAUUUAGAAAGCAUGAUAAGAGCAUCGGACCGCUUGAGAUUAAGGUUGUUAGGCGUGGUGCUUUCGACGAGCUCAUGAAUUUCUUCCUCUCUCGAGGCUCUUCUGUGAGUCAGUACAAGACGCCAAGGUCGGUGACCAAUGAUGAAGCUUUGAAGAUAUUGGAGGCAAUGGUUGUUUCCAACUUUAUUAGCCGGAAAUCUCCGUCGUGGGACGGUGGGAUCUAA